Messenger RNA from Eutrema salsugineum, 1263 nucleotides. RefSeq names its product prohibitin-3, mitochondrial. The coding region runs from base 95 to 928 and encodes 277 amino acids. The record is from RefSeq and is a predicted model, not a curated record. Gene Ontology annotation, cellular component: membrane; mitochondrion. NCBI's taxonomy places the organism in Eukaryota, Viridiplantae, Streptophyta, Magnoliopsida, Brassicales, Brassicaceae. The transcript is spliced from 3 exons. Gene Ontology annotation, biological process: mitochondrion organization.
AUAAACCCUAUCAAACUCUUUCUUCUCUGUGUCUCAAUUCUCUCCAAAUCUUCCUUCGCUCUUCUCGUUUCAAAGGUAAUCAGAAUUAUCAAAAAUGGGAAGCCAACAAGCAGCAGUUUCGUUCCUUUCCAAUUUAGCGAAGGCGGCGUUCGGUCUGGGAACGGCGGCGACGGUGCUGAAUUCGUCGCUUUUCACCGUGGACGGCGGAGAGAGAGCGGUGCUCUUCGAUCGAUUCAGGGGAGUUAUGGAUCAGACGGUCGGCGAAGGGACUCAUUUCCUGAUCCCGUUUCUCCAGAAGCCUCACAUCUUUGACAUUCGCACGAAGCCUCACACAUUCUCUUCAAUCUCCGGUACGAAGGAUCUCCAGAUGGUUAAUCUCACCCUACGUGUUCUCUCUCGCCCUGAGGUUCUGCGUCUGCCAUACAUUUUCCAAACAUUGGGUCUAGAGUAUGACGAGAAGGUUCUUCCUUCGAUCGGAAACGAGGUCUUAAAAGCAGUGGUUGCACAGUUCAACGCAGACCAACUCCUCACAGAGCGUCCUCACGUCUCAGCGCUUGUUCGUGACUCGCUAAUCAAACGUGCCAAAGACUUCAACAUUGUGCUCGACGAUGUCGCCAUCACGCACUUGUCUUACGGUGUUGAGUUCUCGAGGGCCGUUGAGCAGAAACAAGUGGCUCAGCAAGAGGCAGAGAGAUCAAAGUUUGUGGUGAUGAAGGCUGAUCAGGAGAGGAGAGCAGCGGUUAUAAGAGCUGAAGGUGAGAGCGACGCUGCUCUGUUGAUCUCUGAUGCUACGGCUAAGGCAGGUAUGGGACUUAUCGAGCUUAGGAGGAUCGAGGCUUCCAGGGAGAUUGCAGCUACACUUGCUAGGUCUCCUAAUGUGGCUUACUUGCCCGGUGGCCAGAGCAUGCUCUUUUCUCUCAACCGUUAGAUCUUGAUUCAGAUAUAAGGUUGUGGGAACAUCUACGAUAUUUGAGUGAUCAAAUUGUGAAUCUGGAUGGAAUAAAAAAAAAAGGUAAAAGUGGUCUUUUUAUCUUUGUGAUGAACGCUGAAGAAGCUGACUAUUGGCAAAAUUGCUCAUUGAAUUAUAUUACCUUGUUUGAAAUAUCUAAUUUUCAACAAAUAAAUCUGUUUUUGCUAUGAUUAAAUUUGUAAAAAUCAUAGUUUAUACAAAUAAUACUAAGUAAAUAUUUUUAGCAUGUUCGUGUAAAAUGGCUAUGAUAUUACUACAUGUAUAUCGACCGAGGACCUAUCCCAUAAAAUAAA